Frankliniella occidentalis (western flower thrips) is the source of this 2051-nucleotide messenger RNA. Its product is annotated as arylsulfatase I-like. Lineage: Eukaryota; Metazoa; Arthropoda; Insecta; Thysanoptera; Thripidae. The transcript has 4 exons. Bases 33 to 1433 code for a protein of 466 amino acids. The record is from RefSeq and is a predicted model, not a curated record.
CUUCCCUAUGUUUUCCGUAGUUUGGCGCGGCCAUGGGCGGCUACGACAUGCGUCGCAACAUGAGCGUGGCCUGGGACGCGGCGGGCCGCUACUCGACGGACCUGUUCACCGAGGAGGCCGUCCGCCUCAUCGGGGAGCACCCCGCCGACGACCCGGAGUCGCCGCUCUUCCUGUACCUGGCGCACCUCGCGCCGCACACGGGCAACCGGGACAACCCGUUCCAGGCCCUCGACGAGGACGUCGCCCACUUCGGCCACAUCGCCGACCCCGAGCGGCGCGUGUACGCGGCGAUGGUGCGCCGCCUGGACCAGGGCGUGGGCGAGGUGGUGGCGGCGCUGCGCCAGCGCGGCAUGCUCGAGGACUCCGUCAUCCUCUUCAUGUCGGACAACGGCGCGCCCACGUUCGGGAUCCACUCCAACCGCGGCUCCAACUUCCCGCUCCGGGGGAUGAAGGAGAGCCCGUGGGAGGGAGGUGUGCGCGGCGUGGCGGCGCUGUGGAGCCCGAGGCUGGCCGCGCCGGGCCGCGUGUCCAACGCGCUGCUGCACGUCUCGGACUGGCUGCCUACGCUGCUGAGCGCGGCGGGCGCCAACGCCAGCGCGCUCCCGCUGCUCGACGGCGUGGACCAGUGGGACGCGCUCACCCGCGGCGGUCCCUCCCGGCGACUCGAGGUGCUGCACAACAUCGACGACAUCGACAAGUACGCCGCGCUGCGCCGCGGGGACUGGAAAUACGUGACGGGGACCACGCACGAGGGCGAGGCUGACCACUGGUUCGGCGAGCAGGGCCGCGGGGUGCAGAACCCUCCGUACCCGCUGGACGCCGUGCUGCACUCCAAGGCGGGGGCGGCCCUGGCUGGGCUGGGCGCCGCGAUGCAGAUCAAGGGCGCAGCUCCCGACGGAUACUCGCCGCUGACGCGCGCCGCCGCGCAGCGCCUCCGAGCCGAGGCCGAGGUGCGAUGUCCAGACGUGGCCGACGACGACAAGGCCGUCGCCUGCAACCCGUUGGAGGCCCCCUGCCUCUUCAACGUACGCGAGGACCCGUGCGAGCGCGUCAACCUCGCCGCGGCCCGACCCCAGGUGCUGCUCAGCCUCGAGGAGGCCCUGGGUCGCUACCGCCGCACCAUGCUGCCCCCGGGCAACGUCCCCACGGACCCGCUGGCCAACCCCGCGCUGUGGAACGGCACGUGGACCAACUGGUGCUCCGAGCAAGACGACCAGCAGGACAGGCGGCUCCAGGGCGCCGUCGUGGCCCUGCACCAGCUCGACGAGCGUCGCCAGGGCCAGCACGAGCACCUGCCCGACGGCGUCAGCACCCUCGCGGCCAUGUCUCUGGCCACGGCGGCGGCAGUGCUGGCUGUUGGUCUUGUCAAGGUCAGUCCCCUGGUUGAGCUCAGCCUGGCGCCGCUUGUGCAGCGCGUACAGCGGACGACUUAGGACCCGACUCGCGGCAGACCAAAGCGACCACUGCAGUGUUCUCAACAACCUUCUUCCCGAGAAGGAUUUAUGUGAGCACAUCAAGUGACCCUUGCGUAUCGCUAGGCAAAUCUGAGAGCUCUUCGGGUCCUUCUUUGAAGGACCUGCAAGACCAAAUCUCAGGGGCCACGGAUUGUCACAUCACCGUGGUCACCACCUUCCCUCUAGUAUUUAAUCAGGAAGUAAGGGGAAGGCAAGUAAGUUAGCCGAUUCAGUUUCAUUACCAUUCCUGCUGCCUUUAUCCCGAAAGUGUCUACCGAUUGUGGUCCUGCCCCUCUUCCCGAGAUUAUAUCGAGGUGAUGGCGUGUAGGGUAGAGGAUACAGUGAUUGUCCGGGGUUCAGUGAUUGUCCCCUGCGACUUUGAACGCCCCUAGCGGGUAAACGGUACGGCGCAGGUAAACCGGGCACAGUGCCAUCUGUAGACAGUUCUUUUCACUACUGAGUCGCGCUACCGCCACCUCACCCGUCCCACUGUGAUGGGAGCUACAGCCGGCGCCGCUAGGGACUGCGCAGGGCGCAGACAGAGACGGACAAGGUGAGUUUCUUAGCGCUCGGACUAAGAGCAGAGGGUUAGAAUCG